AUGUCCUGGCCACUGCAUGCGCGAACUGGAGCGGCCGUAUGGCCUCGCAAGAAUCCAGUUUCAGUUACGUCCAGGUCGACGGACUCACCCCGUCCGCUUAGGCUCUGUCAGUCUCCCUUGACCAGCAGCAGUCCAACACCAGGAUCCCCAAUGAGUGGGCUAGCCGCCAUGAGGUCAUCGAUAUCCAGUAUCGAUCCAUCAACACCACCAAAAGAGGGAUCGCUAUCCUCGACACCCAAGGCAGGAUCACCAUAUUCAACAGUACCGAGGGCCACUAAAAAGUUCAACAGGCCUUUCAGUCAACAGGUCUACAAGGAACCAGUCCAAAAUUUGCGCUACUCAAAGCCCGAGUUUGUUGCUUCAGGUAUAGUUGCCUACAGCGGUGAAGAUGAAGACUCCCAAGCCAUAAAAGGCGCUUCCGAGACCGAAAAUCCCCAACCCGAGGAACUGGAUGGCUCAAGACAUCCCAGAUUUUAUCGGCCACGUCACGGAGAUGAAUCACCGUCAAAGCCAGAUGAACAGCAGCAGUCCAGGGGCCGGCGCAUGGACAGUCCAAAACUAUCUCUAGGGCAGCAGAUCCGAUCCAAGUCGGAAAAUCCCAGUCGGAGAAAGCGUCAGCCGCAGCAGAAAGAUCAACCAUUCGCAGCCUGGAAGUACAGAGAUCCCAUGUACGCCCACCCAUAUCUGGGAACCCCGAGCUCAAGCCUGCGGCCGUCGCCCAUCGAUCGUGGACAGCGAGCACGCUCUAGCUCUGUGCCGUCUCGGUUGCGCCAUACGAGACCUUUUUGGCGGGCGCAUGGCUUGCCCUGCGAUGUGGAUGAGGCGAGAAGUGCUUUGAUGGCAAUGUGGCUCUAUCAGGAGCAGCUCCAAAGUCGUUACACCGAUGGAGAGGGAAAGGGCGAGGGUGUUGUCCUCAAGCUUGGUAGGGACAGCUUUACUUGCUGCCCUGCAACUUUAAGGGAUGAGAAUGACGGCAUUUUUGAUGCUGUCCAGAAAAUGAAUGUUCGAUGUGCCAUAACUGUCAAUACGAUCGUCAUGCGAGCGCUAGUCGAGAUUCUCAAGCACCAAGGGCUUGGUUCGAUGCCUCUCGAGGGUGGAUUACAGGUGCAGAUUCUGAAGUCCACCAAAGACCUGCCUGGAUGUCAACUACAUCAGUUCGCAGCCUUUAUAGAGGAAAAACAAAUCCUUGUUGUGUGGGACGACGACCCAAAGGCCAUCUUUGACCGCGCAAAGAGGCUUGAGAAGAAGGCCAUGGCCCUUAUCUGGCCGCCUGACGAGCGCCACUCGUUCGACAGUAUGACCGCAGUCCAAGGCAGCCAAGGCUACAGAAGAAAGGGUAUUGGUGACGACAGCACGGCAGCAGGCAGCAGACAAGAUCUAGAAGAUACAUUGCCGUCCCACGAGCGGCCAAUCAAUCUUACCAGCAGCUGCAUCGUGGGAUUAUCGCUAAUGCUUUGCAUCAGCGCCCUCGGUUUAGGAUGGAGAUUGCUUGCAAGGGACAGCACUGUUGAUGGAGACUGGAAAAGAAUUAUUUUCCUGGUUACUGCUCCUGUGAAUCUCUUUAUCAGCUUGUUCUUCUUCUACUCGUUGGUGUCCAACUUCUUUUUGAUGCUAGGCUCAAGCAACUCUGUCAAGAGCAACUCAAAGUACUACUCGGGAAGACGACCACGGGGUAGUGCAGCGGCGUGGAAGGGCAGGCCCUUACCGCACGUUACGAUCCAGAUGCCGGUCUAUCGCGAAGGCCUGUUGGCCGUUAUCAAACCAACAGUGUUUUCUUUGAAGACAGCUAUCUCCACGUACGAGAUGCAGGGCGGCACUGCCAACAUAUUCAUCAACGACGAUGGCAUGCAGCUUCUCUCCGAGAGCAAGGCGCAAGAGCGACGAGACUUUUACGACGAGCACAACAUCGGCUGGGUUGCAAGGCCAAAGCACAACCAACCAAGCUCUUCUCGAUCGUCAGGCAGCAUUUUCGGACAGCGCCAAUGGCUACUGAAGGAGGGUGACAAACGAAUAGUGGAUGUGCAAGGUGACGGGGUAAAUCCUGGAAAUCCACACUUCAUCCGGCGCGGCAAGUUCAAAAAGGCGUCUAAUAUGAACCACGCCCUGCACAUCUCCAAUUGCGUCGAUAAGAAGCUUGCAAGUAUGGGCAGACCCCAGGAAAGCUGGAGCUGGGCCUCCGAGAAUGCUGCAUACAACAAGUGUCUUACUGAGACGCUAGCGGAGGAUCUACACGGCACAUGGGCGUCGGGCAACAUCCGGGUGGGAGAUUAUAUCCUUGUUGUAGAUUCGGACACGAGGGUCCCUGCCGACUUUAUACUGGAUGGUGUUACUGAGAUGGAUCAGUCUCCAGAGGUUGCCAUAUUGCAGUACACCUCGGGGGUGCUGCAGCUGACAGACUCGUACUUUGAAAAUGGCAUCGCCUGGUUUGCGAACUUGAUAUACGCGGCAAUAACCUUUGCCGUCGCGUCAGGCGAUUGUUGCCCAUUCGUCGGCCACAACGCCCUGAUGCGCUGGUCAGCCAUCCAGGACUCGGCGGCAUACCACGACGAAGCAGACGGUCGCGAGAAGUACUGGUCAGAAUCUCACGUCUCAGAGGACUUUGACAUGGCGAUGCGGCUACAGAUGGCCGGCUGGACACUGCGCUACGUCGCAUACACGGGCACCACCCCGGCCGCCGCCGAGCACGACCGGGUCGCCAAGUCCUUCGCCGAGGGGCUCAGCCUGACCGUCCACGACGAGCUCGCGCGCUGGGAGAAGUACGCUUACGGCUGCAGCGAGCUGCUCUUCAACCCGCUGUGGCAGUGGCCGACUAAGGGGCCGUUCACCAGGCGGUUCGUCAGCUUCGUCCUGUCUCCCAACAUACGGCUGCCGGUCAAAAUCACCGUCGUCAGCUACAUGGGCACAUACUACGCCGUCGCGGUCGCGUGGAUAAUUGCCCUGUUCAACUUCUUCUUUAUGGGCUUCUUCUCGGGCCUGUACCGCUCGUUCUAUCUCGACGCCUUCGCCAUCUACAUCUCGCUGCUUUUCGUCUUCCCGUUCAUGGGCAACGUCGCACUCGCGGCGCACCGGUAUCGACUUGGACAGAAGAGCAUCAUGGGAGCUUUGUUGGAAAACUUCAAAUGGGUUCCCAUGUUCACAAUCUUCCUCGGGGGAAUCCCAAUCCACUUGUCGCAGGCCAUCGCCGCCCACCUCCUGGGCAUCGACAUGACCUGGGGCUCUACCGCCAAGGAGGUCGAGGAGGUCGGCUUCUUCGACGAGAUGGCUCGCGUCCUGCGCCGCUUCAGGUGGUCCUUGCUCAUGGUUCUCGCCGGCGUCGCCCUUAUCCUCGUCUGCCGCUUCCUCCUGCCCCGCGAGUGGCAGAUCACCGAGUUCUUUGCCAUAUUCCCGCUGGCCAUGGUCCUGUUUUGCCAUGUUGCGCUCCCGAUUGUGUUGAAUCCUGCCUUGAUGACUUUUUCUUGGUGA
Messenger RNA from Pyricularia pennisetigena, 3462 nucleotides. RefSeq lists its product as uncharacterized. Bases 1 to 3462 code for a protein of 1153 amino acids. The transcript has 5 exons. NCBI's taxonomy places the organism in Eukaryota, Fungi, Ascomycota, Sordariomycetes, Magnaporthales, Pyriculariaceae. The record is from RefSeq and is a predicted model, not a curated record.